AUGAUGUCCGGUAGGAAAGUCCAGAAGGUUAUGGUUCAACCUAUCAAUCUUAUUUUCCGAUACCUCCAAAAUCGAACAAGAAUCCAAAUUUGGUUGUACGAGGAUAUUUCUCAUCGCAUCGAGGGCUACAUCGUUGGAUUCGACGAGUACAUGAACGUUGUUUUGGAUGAAGCUGAGGAACUCAACAUGAAGACCCAAAGUCGCAAUAAACUCGUUAUUGUUAAGAAUCAAGUAGGGAUGCUUUUCAUCGCGACGCUUUGGCUUCUGUCCCACAGUGUAUUCGCUAUCCUGAAUACUGGAGUCCAACUACGGAUAGAGGAAUUCUUCGACACUCCCGGACACACCAAUAACUGGGCUGUUCUUGUAUGUACUUCUCGCUUCUGGUUCAACUACCGCCACGUUUCCAAUGUUUUGGCUCUUUAUCACACCGUGAAACGACUAGGUAUUCCUGAAAGGUAA
Molecule: messenger RNA, 459 nt
Organism: Ostertagia ostertagi
Lineage: Eukaryota; Metazoa; Nematoda; Chromadorea; Rhabditida; Trichostrongylidae
Source: the annotation of a GenBank genome assembly